AUGGACACCGAAUCAGGUGGGUCUUCUCCAUUUCCUCCUCUGGUGAACACCGAAUCAGGUGGGUCUUCUCCAUUUUCUCCUGUAGAGAAUCAGAUGGGUCUUCUCCAUUUCCUCCUGUGCUUCGCCAGAUUUCCUCCUGUAGGUUACAUAGAGGGCAUGUGGGUUGAUCUCCCGUUGUCUUUAGAGCUGGACACCGAAUCAGGUGGGUCAUCACCAUUUCCUCCGCUAGACACCGAAUCAGGUUACAUAGGGGGCAUGUGGGUUGAGUGUAUACUCCCACGUUACAUGGAGGGCAUGUGGGUUGAGUGUAUAAUCCCAAUUUGUGAGGCCAGUGUAUACUCCCAAUCUUUGAAGGUGUUUUGCCAGGCAAUCCGUCCGUAA
Molecule: messenger RNA, 381 nt
Organism: Rodentolepis nana
Lineage: Eukaryota; Metazoa; Platyhelminthes; Cestoda; Cyclophyllidea; Hymenolepididae
Source: the annotation of a GenBank genome assembly